Lottia gigantea (owl limpet) is the source of this 585-nucleotide messenger RNA. RefSeq lists its product as hypothetical. The transcript is spliced from 8 exons. Lineage: Eukaryota; Metazoa; Mollusca; Gastropoda; Lottiidae. The coding region runs from base 1 to 585 and encodes 194 amino acids. The record is from RefSeq and is a predicted model, not a curated record.
AUGCAGAUACUCAUUCAAGCGAAAGGCAAACUGAGCGCAACAUUAAAGUUAAUCUUGUUCCUGAGCCAUAUAGGACAUGAUUUAUUGAUUUGGGUGAUUGUCCAGGAGCCGCAGUGGCUCAGCAGUGUCAAUCAAGAUAUAGUGAAUAUGUUGUUUCAGGUUGAUCAAGAUAUAGUAACCAUGUUGUUUCAGGUUGAUCAAGAUAUAGUAACCAUGUUGUUUCAGGAUGAUCAAGAUAUAGUAACCAUGUUGUUUCAGGUUGAUCAAGAUAUAGUAACCAUGUUGUUUCAGGUUGAUCAAGAUAUAGUAACCAUGUUGUUUCAGGUUGAUCAAGAUAUAGUAACCAUGUUGUUUCAGAUUGAUCAAGAUAUAGUAACCAUGUUGUUUCAGGUUGAUCAAGUUAUAGUGAACAUGUUAUUUCAGAAUUUCCAGGGAAUUAACCAUUAUAUAGAUUUCAAUUACACUGUGUCGCUGUGGAGGUCUCUUAAUAAUCUUUCUACGCCAUACUGGUCAGCAGACACUGCAUUAGCCGCUAGAGUGGUAACCUUAAUCAUUACGUGUCUGGAACAUUGCGGCUCUGGUUAA